AUGCCACAAAAGAUCAAUAAAGAAACAUCUUUAGAAUGUUUGGUUAUCAUCGUUCUAGACGGUAGCUAUCUUUUAGAGGACCACUUUGAAACUAUUUUUGAGGCUUACCUUGAGCCUAUACUCAAACAUAUGAAACUGCCUAUUCUAAUAGAGCAAGAGGACAAAGAUAAGAACGAAAUUCAAAAGGAAAAAAUUACGCCCAAGUUGAAGUGUGGUCUUGUUAUUUUUGGGAACUAUGAACCUAUUUCGCGGUCUCCAGUUACGACAUAUUAUUUUGAAGAGAACUUAUCACAAUUCGAAAAGCUUAUAACAAGCAUAGAAUUCGAGGACGGCGGUAUGAGAGAAAAUGCAGUAGCUGAAGGUUUAGUUGCUGCGCUAGAGAUGUUUGAUGCAUAUAAAAGUCGAACGAACUCCGAAACACUUGAACCAAGAAAGCAUUGCCUUCUCAUAUCUAACAGUCACCCAUGUCCUGAUCUCGUUCAUCGAAAUAUUGAUGAGAAGUAUGAUCAAUUUUCUAUGAAUCAAAUUGUAGAAGAGAUGCAAAAACAAAAUAUUCAUCUUUCAUUAAUAACUCCAGAAAAAAAUUUUACGAAAUUGGAAGAGCUUGUAACAGAGGUCAAUCAAGACAUUGAAGUUCAUAAUGCAACAGAUGUAGUAAAUUCAUCUCACGUUGUGAAGUUAGCAGGUUUCAAGCCUCUUUUUACACAUCCAAAAGAAGUGUCCACAGCACAAAAGAGGAAACGUGAGGAUUCAACGAGUUCCAUAGGUACGGUUGACAAACAAAAAAAAGUAAAACUCGAACCAACACAAGAUCCUGUAAAAGGUCAGUCCUCUGCCUCUAAUGGGUUACCGACACUUGCGCAACCUCUUCAGGCUUCGGCAUCAAAUAAGAAAGAUCAGAUAACAGCUACCCCAAUUCAUCAGCAUCCAAGUAGUCAACCACCUGUCGUCAAUUCAACGACACCAGCCCAGGUCACUAUGUCACAGACGCCUGCUGUUACGAAUGCUACAUUACCAAAUACAAAUACUGUACAGAAUUCACCGAAUGCGCUUGCUCAUAUACAGCAACCUGCUAAAACUGCUAAUCAGGCUGCUUCGAACAUUGUUACUGCAUUGCAGAUGCAAUCAUCUGCUGCUUCUACUACAGCAAUAUCUCAGCCGCCUCAGCAGCCUUUAUUUAUCCAGCAACAAUCUAUACCAGGUUCUAUAGCUGCUCGUCCUCAACAGAAUAUGCCAGGAGUCAAAUAUCCCAAUUCCAUUAUGCCAAUUAAUAUGCAUGUACAACAGCAGUUUGCUGCAAUGUCACCAGAACAACGUAAACAUUUUAUAGCUAAUGUUAAUUUUAAAAAUCCACCACCAUUUCGAAAUGCCCAAUUUUUUAGAAAUACAUUGGCUACUAAUGCACAGCAGCAAUUAAUUCGACAAAAUACUAUACUUCAGCAUGAGUUGGCUGCAAGUCAACAAAAUCUUGCGAAUGUGUUUAGACGUCAGCUUGGUCAAACUAUGCUCCAAUUACAUAAUGGAACACCAGUAAAUAUUGGCCAACAACCAAUUGGGAAUUUUGUAACUUCAGCUUCUAUAAAUGAAGUAGCAAGUUCACAAACUCUCAAUGGUACUGAAUCAUCAUCAGCUGCAACUACUGCACAACAGCUAAGUGCGUUUAAUUCGUUGACAUCUCCUAUGAGCAAUGCCAUCAACGCUCAAUCUGUUGGUUAUACUACCGCGUCAACAUCUAUUGGUGCGCAAUUCGGAGGACAAAUUCCUACAAGUUCAAUAGGCACAGUGAAUGCUGCUACAAUCGGUGCACAAUUGCCCGCGUCUACUAUGAUGAACUCUACUUCCACUGCUAGUAUGACUAAUAGUAUUCUAGGAAAAAGUUCAACUGCGUCCGCUGGAGCUGCAGGCCAAAUUACAACUCAAUUUAAUAGUAGCCAAAGUCGUCCUGGUAUGCCUUCUUCAAAGACAAUCAAUGCAUUAUGGAAUGGCCUUAUUGUGUGGUCAUCUAGCAAUCAACAAACUAGGCAAAAGCGCGAACUUACUUGCCGAGUGACUGCUUUUCCAGUUGCUAAUAAGAAGCCUAUACAAACGCAAACAGAUUAUAUGAUUUCAUGCUGGCCAGAUAAAAUGGAAAUCUCUGGCAUUAAUCAUGUUAAAGAUGUCGUAAACGUUGUGAGCUCAAAUCCGAGAGUUUUACUUUUGCCAACCCCGACCCCACCCUCUACACAAGAAAAUAAUAAUAGUUUUGCAAUUUUGAUGCGAACUUUGGAUAACAAGAAGAUGGCUGCCUUUGUUCGCUUUCCUAAUGCUCCAAAUCCAAACGGAGGUAUAGUUCUUUAUCCUACCGGACAAAAAAUUGUAGCAUUAGCGCAUUUGCAACAACAGCAAUCGAUGGCUAACAUGACACCAAACAUGCAAGCGUUGAUGCUUCAACAGCAACGACAGGCUAUGCAACCCGCUCUAUUACAAAACCUACAAGUUGGAAGUGAACAAGCUUUGAUACGACGUCGAAUGGCUAAUUUAUUUCAGACGGCUAAUUCCAAUACUGGUGACAUUAAUAAUCAACAACAAAUGUUAGAUAUGUUGCGAACGAGGCAAUCUUCUCAACAACCAACCCAAUAA
Messenger RNA from Funneliformis geosporum, 2619 nucleotides. Lineage: Eukaryota; Fungi; Glomeromycota; Glomeromycetes; Glomerales; Glomeraceae. The record is from the annotation of a GenBank genome assembly.